UUCGCGUGGGGUCGGAUCAUUCUCCAAUAGAUUUCCCAGGCAAAUGGCGAGGGUUUCUCCGCUACAUCGCUGGUCAUCCGUGGCGGCUGCGUGACGGCACCUCUGUUUGAUGUGAUGCUUGGCGCAGUCGUCUCCUCCGCGUCCGCCUCCUCUGGAGGACUGCGGCUUCCAUUCCCGGUCUUCGCUAGCGCGGCUCGGAGGACGAUGCAGAUGCCUCUGUCGACGCGGCGCCCUCUCGCGCCGCCUGACGCCUCCGCUUCCUCCUUGGCCCCCAGCGAAUCUACCCGCAGGCCUUGGCUCCUCGUCGGGCUCGGAAACCCUGGAAAGAUAUAUCAGGGAACACGGCACAAUGUGGGUUUUGAGAUGAUAGAUUUUAUAGCGGAAUCUGAAGGAAUAUCUAUGAGUACUAUGCGUUCAAGAGCUCUGUUUGGAAAAGGUUUCAUCUGUGAUGUUCCUGUCAUGCUUGCAAAACCACAAACCUUCAUGAAUGCUAGUGGUGAAUCGGUUGGACCAAUAGUAUCAUACUUCAAUGUCCCUCUCAAUCAAGUGCUUUUGAUGUAUGAUGAUUUAGAUUUGCCAUUUGCAAAACUACGCUUAUUGCCAAAAGGUGGACAUGGUGGCCAUAAUGGGAUGCGGAGCGUGAUCAAUCACCUGAAAGGAAGUCAUGAAUUUCCUCGUUUAAGAAUAGGUGAGCUAGGCAACUUUCAGAUACAGUUUACAUGGUUUCCUAAACCUAAUAUACAUUUUUGUCAAGGUAUCGGAAGACCCCCCGGGAAAAUGGAUCCUGCAAGCUUUGUUCUCCGACCAUUUAACAAAAAGGAACAAGAAGAGCUAGAUUUUGCCUUUCAAAGAGGGCUGGAAGCAGUGAGAAUUCUAGUUGAAGAAGGGCUCAACAAGAGUGCCACAUUUGUAAACACUGCACAAUCACAAGUUCUGAAUAGUUAGGCACCUGGUUGAUGCUUAUGAUGAUAUUUUUGCUUUGGAAUCAACAAGAUCAUGUGGAUCAAUCAUUACACCUUGAUUUAUGAUUUUUUUUUGUUUUUUCCCUGAAGAACAAGAGGUAAUUGACACACUCCUUGGUUUGGAAGAAAAAUCUUGGAAUCACUUUCUCCUGUAAUUUAUUCAUGUUAUAGGAAUAAGAAAACUUUGGUGAAGGGACUUAA
Messenger RNA from Zingiber officinale, 1163 nucleotides. Its product is annotated as peptidyl-tRNA hydrolase, mitochondrial-like. NCBI's taxonomy places the organism in Eukaryota, Viridiplantae, Streptophyta, Magnoliopsida, Zingiberales, Zingiberaceae. The transcript is spliced from 7 exons. Bases 115 to 945 code for a protein of 276 amino acids. Gene Ontology annotation, molecular function: peptidyl-tRNA hydrolase activity. The record is from RefSeq and is a predicted model, not a curated record.